Messenger RNA from Pseudogymnoascus verrucosus, 1020 nucleotides. RefSeq lists its product as uncharacterized. The record is from RefSeq and is a predicted model, not a curated record. The transcript has 4 exons. Bases 1 to 1020 code for a protein of 339 amino acids. NCBI's taxonomy places the organism in Eukaryota, Fungi, Ascomycota, Leotiomycetes, Thelebolales, Thelebolaceae.
AUGAAGUUCUCCAGCUACACAGCAAAAUUCGCCCGUGCUUUCUCGACCUUCCCAAUUGUAACACCCGUCACUGAAGAUUCCAAUCGUGGCGAGGCUCUCGGUUAUUACGCGGUUGAAGAAGCCAUGUCUCCAAAUAUUCUUCGCAACGGCUUCCUUUGUGCCGAUUCGGUAACUUUUUGGUUAUCUACCGAGGAUGGAUUCGACAUACAAAACGUAGUCGCGGAAGAGGGGGCUUUUCAGUUCAUAGGCUCCCUAAAGGAACAGCAAGUUCUUCUAGCGCUGUCAAUGUGGAAACCAGGACUCCGCGGCGAUCCCACUGACUUAGACCAGAUGUCGGGAAACAUAUUACAAGACACAAAAGUAGAGAGUGGAGAUAUGAUGGUCGUUUUGUCAUCUAGGGAGGCUGUGGAGCUGCACAAUCUGGAGGUCAAAAACGAAGCAGUGCUAGUUAUUGCACAGAUGCCUAUAGAACUGCUUCAGCAAUUUGCGACCAGACUAGGAGUGACAUUCACGCCAUCUGAAUAUGGAGUGUACAAGAAGGUUUUUUGUCCAAGCACGCAUAUAUUUACAAUUAUUCGAAACAGACUCUGGCUCCUACAUGGGGUGUUCACAACUAUUGGAACUCUACACGGACGAGUGCUUGAUGUACAGGACACCGCUGCAAAUAAAUGGAAAGCAGCUUCUGCAGAUGCAGUCCAAAGGCUAGAAAGAAAAUUGGGUCACAUUGGCACUGAUGAUUGUGCUAUCUGUAUACAGUCGCUGACGGUUACUAAAGCGAAUUGCCCUCACCUUUUCCACUCGUGUCUUAAUGAGUGGUUGUUAGAACACUCUGAUUCCUGCCCACUUUGCAGGACCAACAUCAGCUCUAAAGAGGCUAAUGCUGAGAGGUCCAGCACUGCUGUAGGCCAGGCUGAGCCCGCCCAUGAUGUCAUUAACGAGACAACAGACGGCGAAGUAGGCAGUGAACCGGUCUGCGACACAGCCCGCGACGACCUUACCAGCAGCGAGGCAGUCGGCUGA